AUGAAGCUUCUCCUCCUAGCUAUCUUUCUGGUGACUUUGGUCUCGGCCCAGCAGUACACCACCAAAUAUGACAACAUCAAUCUGGACGAGAUUCUGUCUAACAAGAAAGUCCUUAAUGGGUACUUGAACUGUGUUUUGGAUAAAGGAAGGUGUUCUGUUGAUGGCAAGGAACUGAAAUCUCACAUAGCAGACGCCCUUCGCACCGGGUGCAAGAAAUGUACCGAGCCCCAAAAGCGUGGUACAACAAAGGUUAUCAGGCAUCUUAUCAAGUAUGAAAAGGAGGCCUGGGUUAGCCUUCAGAAGAAAUACGACCCCGCCGGCACAUAUGCUAAGAAAUAUGAGAGAGAGCUCAGAGGAAUAUAGACUGAAUUACAAAGGACUGGAAAAACUCGUUUAAAUUCUCUAUAAAUCUUUCUUAAACUUCGAUAGUUUAAAAUAUUUAUAGAUGUAAAUAACAUGAUUAUAGGCAUUUCCGACUCCACAUAUAACUUAUAUUGCAGUAAAAAACAAUCAAGAUUUAUAUUAUUGACUGAAUUAUAAAAAUGCAUCCAUAGAAACAGUACAAUAUACUUAACCUAUAUAAUAAUAGUAGUAAAAGAAAAAGUUUGGUCCCUGUGAAAGUGCACGGUUAACCCUGGAAGCAAGGAUAUUCUUGAUGAGGGAAGCCGGUUGGUAGCCGUGCUGGUCUAAGACGGUUGCAUAUUCAGAUGACUGCAUAAGUAUAUUAACGCUGGCAGCGUUUCCUUGUAUUCCUUCUGCGAAAAAAGCACCAACUCUAGGGUUACCAGUACCAGGCGCCAACAUAAAUCUUUAUUUGCCUUUGCACUUGAACCCUACGACUCAUAAAUCGCUAAUGCAAAGCGGACAAAUCAACGAUGGAUGAAAACUAUAUA
This is a messenger RNA of Pieris rapae (cabbage white), 893 nucleotides long. Its product is annotated as allergen Tha p 1-like. The record is from RefSeq and is a predicted model, not a curated record. NCBI's taxonomy places the organism in Eukaryota, Metazoa, Arthropoda, Insecta, Lepidoptera, Pieridae. Bases 1 to 363 code for a protein of 120 amino acids. The transcript has 2 exons.